AUGGAAAUAUAAACAUAAACAAGAUCAAAAUUAGUACAUUAUUCUCAUAUUUUUCCAAGAACCAUUAAGAAAAAUCUCCCACAGCUUUAAAAAGCAUUUUGAAGAAUAAUAGAAUCAAUAGUGUUAAGAAAAAUUAAUUAACUCCCAAACGAGGACAAGAGCAGGAUGUUGUUUUGGAAGCAUCAAUUAUUUCUAAGUCAUCAUCUCAAGGCUAUUAGUAUUUAUUUCAUUAAUUAGGGACAUUUACUCAAUCAACUAAAAUGGGUCUCCAAGUCCACAAAUUGAGUAGGUAUUUUCGAGUGAUGGAUUCUAAAAUAUAUGGAAACAGAAAUCAUUGAAUAUUUUAUAUUAUGUCUCAAAGUUUAUUAGGCAGAUUAAAACAAGUGGAAACAAAAUCAAAUUUAAAUUAUUGAACACAAGAAUCUUAGGUUUGGUUAAUGAUGCAGGAAGUGAUCCAAAUGUCUUAUUAGAAUACAGAGAUAUUUUGAAUAAUGUCAAAGUUGCAAAAGAAAAAUGCAACUUUAACUAAAUUUUCAAAAUUUUAUAGCUGAUUCCAAUAAUUGAUCCUGAUUAAACCAUUAAAAUAAUUUGGGAUAUUUUGAUGUUAAUUUCUGUUAUUAUUAAUUUGAUAUACAUUCCUUUGGAACUAAGCUUUGACUUUAAGGCCUCAGAUUAAGUAGUUUUAUAUUUAAACACCAUUCCUUCUUGGCUACUCUUAUUUGAUGUAAUAUUUACUUUAUAAACUGCCUAUUAUCACGAAGGUACUAUCCAUAGGAAUCAAGCAGAAAUAUUAAAAAACUACAUGAAAGGAGGAAAGCUGAUGAUUGAUGUCUUAAUUUUAGUUCCCAUUUUAUUUUAACAAUAUGAGAUUGACAUCCUCAAAUUUGCUUUAUUAUUUCGGAUUGUUAAAUUGCCAAAAAUGGCAAAUAACCUUGAAGAAAUACUGAAUCCAAAAGAGUCCAUCAAAAUGUUGAUUUAAUUGGCCAAACUAAUCUAUUUUAUAAUCAUAACAUGUCAUUUUUGCGCCUGUCUUUGGGGAUUGUUGGGAGAACUGUAAAUUUAACAAAACAGUUACUCCUGGCUUACACAUUAUGGGAUUGAUGGCCAGGUUUGGACAAAGAAAUACAUUUUUUCAAUUUAUUAUUGCACUAUCACAACUUUAACUAUUGGUUAUGGGGAUAUUACACCCCAAACUGAUAUAGAGAAAAUUUAUUCAAUCCUUUUAGCUUUGUUAGUUUGCGGUGUUUUAGGCUAUAGUGUUUCAACAGUGGGUAAUAUCAUCAAAUUGCUCUAGGAUAAAGAUUAACAAUUCAAAUAAAAAUUAUCAAUCUUAACUAAUUAUCUAAAAAGCAGGAACUUAAAUUAAUAAUUAUAAUUGCAAGUUCGUAAGUAUUUCGAGCACUAUUUAAAACUUGAAUAAGAGUCUUAAUUCAAAGCUGAAUUGAUGAUGUAAUAAUUAACACAAGAUUUAAAGGAAAAGGUUGCCAUUGAUUUAUAUUUCAACACUCUAAAAAAUUCAAAAGUCCUAGCGAAUUUAUGUGAAAAUUGUCUAAAAAAAUUAUGUUUAUAUGUUCAUGAAAAAAAACUUGCUCCAGAAGAAAAAAUAUGGUCUCCAGAUGAAAAAGGAACCAAAAUUUACUUUUUGUUAAAAGGUUAAUUAGAUAUUUUGGCUAAUAAUAUUCGUCUUAAAACUUGUGAAUUUGGGGUAUUUGGUGAAAAGGAAUGCCUCACUUAAAGCUAGUACUAAACUUAUUUGAAGGCUGUAAAAUUCUCUCAAUUGAUUUAUCUCAAUAUUGAUGAUAUAAUGAAAAUAUUAUAUGAAGAUUAAAAAGAUUUAGAAAGGUUUAAGAUGCUUCAAGAUAAUCUGAUAUUUAAUGAAAGUUAUAAAAAUUUUGGGUAAGUAUGUGAAAUAUGUGGAUGGACUCACUAAUUAAAUACUUGCCCAUUUGUGUUUGUAAAAGCGAAUAGAAACAAAAUCAUUACCAUAAACAAAAACUCUAAGCCAUAAUAAAGAUUCUAUCAUGAUAGAAAAUAUUACUCUUUUAAAACUAAAUAUUCUCUAAAAGAUGUUUAGGAAUGUGGAUUAGCUUUUAUGAUAAACGAAAAAUUUAUAGAACAAAUAGAUUGUUCUGAUUAGUAUCUUCAAGAAUUAGGUUUUGAUAUUUCGAAGGACGAAGAAGAAUAAGAAGAGAAUUAUUAACAAGGUAGUAAAUAAAAAUAAUUCCAAGACUCAAAAUUUGAAUCAUUUUCAAAGAGCAAUACUUUCACUGACUAUUUUAGAUAGAAUGAUUAAUCAAAUUAUGAACACACCAAUAAAUACACAAAUAAAAAUACUAAUAAGAACACGAAUAAACCAAAAUCAAUUAUCUAGAACAAUAUGUAAAAUAUCAGCGGCUAAUAAUCCAGCUAACAAUCUCAAUUAUAAACCUCUAUUUAAUAAUAAUAACAAACACAAGCAUCACCAUCGGUUGUAAGAUGGGACAGUGAUAACCUCAAACAAAAUAAUCAAAAGAGAUCAACUCUUCUCUUGAGAAAACUAAAUAAAGAAAGGUCAAUAAAAAUCGAAAUGAGGUUGAAUAACAAAUCUAAACCUUCGUAUGUUUCAACUAUAAGGCAGGAAACCUCUAAUAAUAAAUCUAUGUAAAGGUAUGAUAGUGUAAUAAGUGGAAAACAUAGCAAAUCUAUCUAUCAUAACAAUAACACAAACUCUGUUGCUUCUCCUUAUGACGAUAUGCUUAAUAUGUUUCAGGAUGAUUAAUUAAUUAGCGAAGAAAAUAUUGACUUUAAUGUAGACAAAUAGUUUCUAAUGACAGAAUAUUUUCCUGCUUUUAAUUAUGAUGUUGUAAUUAAAAAGUUUGAUCAUAACUUAAUUACUAAGAGAACAAAAAUGUUAGCCACAAUUUCCAGAGGCAAAACCUUAUAGAAAUAUAUUAAAUGA
Paramecium octaurelia is the source of this 2938-nucleotide messenger RNA. NCBI's taxonomy places the organism in Eukaryota, Ciliophora, Oligohymenophorea, Peniculida, Parameciidae. The record is from the annotation of a GenBank genome assembly.